Messenger RNA from Rhopalosiphum padi (bird cherry-oat aphid), 3525 nucleotides. It is a transcript of the gene hook, whose product is annotated as protein Hook homolog 3. The coding region runs from base 251 to 2344 and encodes 697 amino acids. Gene Ontology annotation, biological process: cytoplasmic microtubule organization; cytoskeleton-dependent intracellular transport. Gene Ontology annotation, molecular function: microtubule binding; dynein light intermediate chain binding. The transcript is spliced from 17 exons. Lineage: Eukaryota; Metazoa; Arthropoda; Insecta; Hemiptera; Aphididae. Gene Ontology annotation, cellular component: cytoplasm; centrosome. The record is from RefSeq and is a predicted model, not a curated record.
UGUGUACCUAAUCAUGUUUAUUAUUUUAUGGAUAAAACAUUUGAAUAAACCAAAAUACAGUAAUACUAAAUAGUAAUUAAUUAAGUUAUAGAACUCUUUUAACCCUUUUUUGUUAUUAAUUAGUUUUAUGAUAUUUUGUAUCAUUAAAAACAAUAUUUGAUGGUAUGUGUUACCUACUUUAAUUAGAUUAUUUUUGUUUAAUUAAAUUUAAAUUCUUAGAUUUUUUAAAACAUUAUAAAUCAAUACAACAAUGGAAUUCCAAACAACAAGAAUCGAGAAUAAAGAUCUUUGCAAUGUUCUUCUGAAAUGGUUGCAAACAUUACAUCUCAAAACUCCACAUCGAACUUUAUAUGAUAUUACUGAUGGUGUAGCACUUGCUGAAGCAUUGAAUCAAAUUGCUCCAGAAUGUUUUGACGACAAUUGGUUUUCAAAAAUAAAAAAAGAUGUUGGAAACAAUUGGAGACUAAAGGUUAGUAAUCUAAAAAAGAUUGUUGAAAAAAUUCAAGAUUUUUAUCAAGAUUGUGACACACAACAUAUGGGAAACUUUGUAAAACCUGAUGUUAUAAAAAUAGGAGACCAAGAUGAUACAAUGGAAUUAGCUCGAUUAUUACAACUUAUAUUGGGAUGUGCUGUUAACUGUCGAAAUGCUCAAGAUUACAUUACAAAUAUCAGAUCAAUGGAUGAAAACUCCCAAACUGUAAUAAUGCAGUCUAUACAAGAUCUAGAAAGGAUACAAGGACAUCCUCAAAGUAUUAUUACUAGCCUUGGAGUUGAUACUGAUGAUCACCAAGAACAAAUUCAACAACUUAUUGAUGAACUUCAAUCUGUAACGAAAGCUAGAGAUCAAAUGACUCAACGCUGUCUUGAACUCGAUUCUCAAAUAAGUUUGUUACAAGAAGAAAAAACAUACAUUUUAGAUGAAAAAAGACAUUUAGAAGAACGACUUUUAGAAAGUGUUGAAGAUCCCUUGAAGGGUAGUGGUCAGAGAAGACAGAUUGAAGAACUAAAAGAAGAAUUGUACAAAGCUGAAACAUCUAGAGAUGAUUAUCGAAUAAAACUUAAGACACAAGAAAGAGAAAUGGCCGAUUUAAAAGUUAAAUUUGAUUUAUUACAAGAAACUGCUGGAGAGGCGAGACUUCUUAAAGAUGAAUUAGAUAUUCUUCGAGAUACAGCUGAUAGAGUUGAAAAGUAUGAAUCAACUAUACAGUCCUAUAAAAAAAAAUUAGAAGAAUUAGGUGACUUGAAAAGACAAGUGAAAAUAUUGGAAACAAAAAAUAUAGCUUAUAUUCAACAAAAUAUGGAAUUAGAACAGGAAAUUAAGAAAUCUUCUGUGUGGAAAUCACAAUUAGAAAUAUAUAAAAAACAAGUUACUGAACUACACCAUACAUUAAAUGAUGAGACAAACAAAAUUGAUAAAUUGGAAUUUGAAUCAAAAAAGUUACUGGAAAACCUGAACACCUUACAGAAAGAAAAAGAUAGGUUAGUUAUUGAGAGGGAUUCGUUAAAAGAAGCAAAUGAAGAAUUAAAAUGUUGUCAAACACAAAUGAAAAAGACCAGUACGCUUGAACAUUCUCAAACAACUGCUAGCGAUGAUAUGGAAUCGGCAAUGGACCUCAAACAAAAAUUAGUAAGGCUUCAACACGAGAACACAAUGCUAAAAAUGAAUCAAAAAGAACCAGAAGAAGAUAAAAUAUCGGUACUCCAAAGUAUUUUGGAUAAUACAAGACAACAGUAUAAUGAACUGCGUUUGGAUAAUAGAAAAGCUAAUCAAAAGAUAUUGGAAUUAGAAUCUGAAUUAAAAGAACAAACAGAAAAUAACAAUGAAUGGAAUUCAAAAAUUAAAGAACUACAAAGUCAACUACAAUGUGAAAAAGAUACAAGAUCAUUGGAUAUUGAAGAAAAAAAUACAACAAUAUCAGAUAAAGAUCAAUUCAUAAAUAUUUUGCAAGUUUCUCUUCAUCAGAAAGAUAUAGAAAUACAAGAAUGGGAAGAGAAACAUAAAAAAUUCAUAGAAAAAGCUAAAUCAGUUGUUAAAUCUAUGGACUCCAAAAAUGUAUCAUUAACUGAUGUUGACAUAAGUGUAUUAGAAAAUAGGUUAAUGAAAGCCAAUAAAGAAAUAAGCGACUUAAAGAAAGAACAAGAAAAUGACAAAGCAUCACAAGAGAUUGAAGAAAAAUUAAUAUCCACUGCAUUUUACAAAUUAGCACAAACUAAGAUGCAAGAAUCUGUUGACCAGAGAGUAAUGAAUCAAGGACUGUUACAAUCUCAAACAUUCCUAUCAAAACACAGACAGCAAACAAAUAAAACAGUGGUACAAAAUCACAGAAAGUUUAAAUCUCCAUAAAAUAGUAUUAAGAGAGUUCAUUCAUCAAAUACUCUAAGUAUUCAAGAAAAAACAAUAAACAAUUAACAAACAAACAAGCAAACUGUAAGUAAGUAGUAUACAUACCAGUUUAAAUACCAAAUUAUCAUUUUCAUAUAAAUUGAAUGGCUUAAAAAACUAUUUCUAAUAUUUAAAUAACUGUGGCAGUGACACAUCAGAUGCUUGUAUGAAUUUUUUGUUUAUUAACUAGUGGUGAAAAUUAUUAGAAAACCCACUUAAAAUGCACAACAUUAAGUAAAUUCUACUUUAAAUUUAACCCUAAUCCCGAGCUUUUGACAAUAACAUUGAUAACUUAAAAUAAUUUUGAUAACUCAUUUGUCUCCACUAAACCAUUUUAAUUUAAAAUAGAUAAUUAAUUAUUUUUAGACAUAAGGAAACCGUUAAUACUUCCAAGUAGAUCUUGGAUACAAUACUUCCAUUACUCUAGUAUCCUAUUAAAUUUAAAAAGUGCUAGGCCGAAGUAUUUUAUUCUUAAAACCAUUGUUCCUACUCCAACUAAUAAGUAACUAUGAGAAGGUAUAGAAAGUUCAGUCUUCAGAAUAUAUUAUAUAUAUACUUUUGUAUAUUAUCUAAAUAAUUUGUUCAAAAAUUUGGUGCUUUUAUAAAAUUUACAAAUUAGUAUAAUAUAUAUAUUAGACAAUAAUAAAUUAGGUAAUAAUAUCUUGUAAAUAUAAAAAUUAAAACUAUAGGCUUUGACUAAAAAUUUCAAACUAUCGACUUAACUUAUUAUAUACCUAUGAUAUUUACUUUUUAUAUAUUUCAACCUUAUUGAAUUAUUUAAGUUUAUCAUAUCUAUAUAGUAGGAUAAAUUUCAAAAGCUCAAUGUAACACUUUAUAGUAUUUUAGUAUAUUAAUGUGUACUAUAAUGUUAAAACCUAAAGGUAAAUAAUAUCAGUUUGAAUAGAGAUUUUUCAAACAAAAAUUAAUUUGUAUAUUCAUAAUUUCUAAAAUAUUUUAAUCAAAUACUAAAUAUUCAUACCUAUUGCCCUGUCUCACAUUAAUGUUCUUUGUAAUAGCCUCUGAAAAAGUUAUUUCUUGAUGUUUAGUAGUAAACAUUGUAUAAAUCAAUCUUACGGACUUGCCACUUCAGUAAUUGUUUUUUGCCACCUAGUCUUAAGAUCUCUCAAGUUACUUUUAAUCAA